ACCUUGAAAAAUAUCGUUUUAUCUCUAUCUUUGUAUAAGUCGACUAAUACCAAAUCCUUGGCGCGAGCCGUUCCUUUGUAGAAAACAAUAGAGGCGGUAUUUCGAACUUUUUUUGUGUGUGUAAGGAAUUCCAUUGCAUUGAGGGCCUGAUGAUGAUCAGGGGAAAAGUAAAGCGUGGGUGCCACGGAAUCUUUUUCACCUGCCCAAAACGGAGAUGUAAUGGAGUGCGGCACCUAGCGGAGGUCAUUUAUUUGUAUUAUUCUUUUUGAUCCGCGGUCCAUGACUGAGGGAGAUCUCUCUUUCUACUUUCAGUCUGGCAUAAGCCAUCUCGGUUGUUGUGUGUGCGUCACGGAUUCCCUUGGAUUUGUAAUUUAAGCGCGAAUCGGCUUUAUUUUAGUGUAGUGAAAUGAAAAAGAAGAGGGGUGAUGAAAACGAUGGAUUUCGAAUUAAACAAGUUUAUCAUUGGCAAAGUCACCACAUCAAGCAUAGUGGGGUGGAUGAUAUGGUGCUUCUCACUAAAAUUACAGAACCGGCCAUCGUCGACAAUUUAAAGAAAAGAUAUCUUGAUGACCAAAUAUUUACAUACAUCGGUCCAGUUUUGAUUUCUGUGAAUCCGUUCAAGCAAAUGCCAUACUUCACAGAGAAGGAGAUAGAACAAUAUCAAGGAGCUGCAUCCUACGAGAACCCACCUCACAUCUAUGCACUGUCUGACAACAUGUAUCGGAAUAUGCUAAUUGACAAUGAAAGCCAGUGUGUUAUCAUAAGCGGAGAAAGUGGAGCUGGAAAAACUGUUGCAGCAAAAUUCAUCAUGGGAUAUAUUUCACAAGUGUCUGGAGGUGGAACUCGCGUUCAGAAAAUUAAAGAAAUAAUUUUAGAGUCUAACCCUUUAUUAGAAGCUUUUGGAAAUGCAAAAACUGUCCGUAAUAACAACUCAUCUCGCUUUGGAAAAUAUAUUGAAAUCCAAUUUAGCAGAGGAGGUGAACCAGAAGGGGGUAAAGUUUCUAAUUUCCUACUCGAAAAAUCUCGAGUCGUGAAUCAGAAUCCCAAUGAGAGGAAUUUUCAUAUCUUUUAUCAACUCUGCUCUGGUGUCACAUCAGAUAUGCAGCAGAAUUUGGGUAUAAUGACUCCUGAUUAUUACUGGUAUUUAAAUCAGAGUGGCACAUUCAAAGUGGAAGGUACAAAUGAUGCUCAUGACUUUCAAGAAACAUUGAAAGCUAUGACAGUAAUGGGUAUGACUGAUGAUGAACAAAUGAAUGUGCUGCAGGCAGUUGCUGGUAUUCUACAUUUAGGAAAUGUGACUUUCGUAGAAAAUGGCAAUUAUGCUGCUGUGGAGGAUGAUCAGUUUUUAGGUUUUCCAGCUUAUUUGUUUGGUAUUGAAGCUGAGCUGAUAAAAUCAAAAUUAACUAGUCGUGUCAUGGACAGUAAAUGGGGUGGACAAUCAGAAACAAUUCAUAUGCAACUCAACUUAGAACAAGCUGUUUACACAAGAGAUGCCUGGGCUAAAGGAUUAUAUACUCGCGUUUUUGAUUACUUGGUCAAAGUUGUAAAUUCUGCAAUGAAAACUCCAAUGACUGAACUAACUGUUGGAAUUCUGGAUAUCUAUGGAUUUGAAAUCUUCCAGAAAAAUGGGUUUGAACAAUUUUGCAUCAACUAUGUAAAUGAAAAAUUACAGCAGAUAUUUAUAGAAUUAACACUAAAAGCUGAACAGGAAGAGUAUGUACAGGAGGGUAUUAAAUGGAAUCCAAUAGAAUACUUCAAUAAUAAAAUAGUGUGUGAUCUCAUCGAGAACAAGACUUCCCCUCCUGGAAUAAUGUCCAUUGUGGAUGAUGUCUGUGCAACAAUGCAUGCUGUCAAUGAAGGUUCCGAUGCUCAGCUUCUGGGUAAAUUAUCUAAAGCUGUUGGUUCCCAUGCUCACUUUCAAACAUCUGGUAUAGAUUUUGCCAUACAUCACUAUGCUGGUAAAGUCACCUAUAACGUUGAAGGAUUUUGUGAGAAAAACCGAGAUGUGUUAUUUACUGACAUUAUUCAAGUCAUGCAAAGUAGUGAAAAUUCAUUUAUGAGAGAGCUAUUUCCUGAAGAUGUAUCUGGGACUAUACGAAGUAGACCAACCACUGCUGGCAGCAAAAUAAAGACUCAAGCCAACCAACUAGUUGAUGCUCUCAUGAAGUGUACACCACACUAUAUCAGAUGCAUAAAACCUAAUGAGACCAAAAAACCACAUGACUGGGAAGAAGACAGGGUGAAACAUCAAGUUGAAUAUUUAGGUUUAAAAGAAAAUAUAAGAGUUCGUAGAGCUGGGUAUGCAUAUAGGAGACCUUUCAAAAAGUUCUUACAUAGGUAUGCCAUUUUAACUAAAGAGACAUGGCCUUCUUGGAAUGGUGAUGUUAAGCAAGGAGUUGUCCACAUAUUGAACAGUGUAAAUAUGGAUAAUGAUAACUAUCAACUUGGGAAAACCAAAAUUUUUAUCAAGGCCCCAGAAUCGUUGUUUUUGCUUGAAGAAAUGAGAGAAAGGAAAUAUGAUGCCUAUGCCAGAGUUAUUCAGAAAGCAUUUCGCCAGUACUUUGCCAAGAAGCAAUACCAGAAGCUGAAAGAAGAAGCAUCUGAUCUUUUGGUGGGUAAAAAAGAAAGACGAAGAUACAGCUUGAAUAGGAACUUUGUUGGGGAUUAUAUUGGAUUAGAUAAUAAUCCUGCCCUCAGAGCUUUAAUUGGAAAAAGAGAACGUAUUGAAUUUGCCGAAACCAUCAACAAAUAUGACAGAAGGUUCAAAGUAACAAAGCGAGACUUGAUUUUGACAUCAAAAUAUUUAUAUUUAAUAGGCAGAGAAAAGGUAAAGAAAGGUCCAGAAAAAGGGUAUUACAAAGAAGUUGUGAAAAGAAAAAUUGAAGUAGAAAAUAUUACUCAUCUUUCUUUAAGCACUCACCAAGAUGACUUUGUUGUCCUUCAUGUAAAGAAUGAUUACGGAAGUCUAUUGGAAAUAACUUUUAAAACAGAGUUCCUAACAUUACUCAGCAAAAGGUUCUAUGAAAAAACAAAUAAAACUCUAAAUCUACAAUUCAAUGAUUUAUUAGAGUUUAAAGUUAAGAAAGAAGGAUUUGGUGGAGGUGGAACCAAGCAAGUGAAAGUCAUAAAUGGUCACGGUCAAGAUUCUCAACCAAUAUGUAAAAUAAGUGGGAAAAUGAUGACCGUCAGUAUUGCUCAAGGUCUUCCCAAAGAGACCCGUCCUGGUGUCAGAGAUGUCAACGUGAGAAACCGAAACUCUGUCCGUCCUCUCGUCAACCACAAAUCAAGGUCAUCCACAAGGAUAGUCACAAGGAGAAAUGCCCCUGCUCCCCCCACCUCUAAUCCUGCUUUACAGCUUGCACAUGCCUUAGAGUCUAGGAAAUUAGCAAAUGCCAAAAACAAUCAAAGGAACAGCAAUGAUAGAAUGCCCGCUUUAACCAAAGCAUUCCUGGAGAAGAGGCUAAGUUCCCAGAAUAAAACCCAAGCUAGCAAUGGGAAUUCUCAAUUUUUGAACACCCCUGAGCCAGGUGUAGCUGGUUUGCAACGAUCUCAAAUUAAACCUGCUCCUGGUGGUGGUAGGCCCAAACCACCUGCUAAGCCAAAACCUGCACUGCCACAAUGUAAGGCCAUCUAUGCAUAUGAAGCACAAGAUACAGAUGAGUUGACAUUUAAUGUAGAUGAAGUCAUAACAGUCAUCAAACAAGAUCCAUCGGGCUGGUGGUUAGGAAAACUAAAAGGAAAAGAAGGACUUUUUCCAUCUAACUAUGUUGAAAGCAUAUGAAAUGCUGUGAUUGUACUGUAAAAAAACAGAAUGAGAACAGUUUGGAAACGAGUGCAUAGUUUCUUGAUAACUACUUACAAAAAAGUUGAAAUAGCUGAACAAAAAAAAAAUGACAUAUACUUAAUAUUUAAAAUUCUGCCGGUUUGUUCCCAGUGCUAUAAAAUUCAUUUAAAUUCUCAAGAAUCUUUUUUUUCUUUUGAAGAAAUGUGUCUUAACAAGUGAAAGUCAAUUCUCAGUAGCUAUACAAGAUUAGAAAAUUACUGUAAGCCACGAUUUAAGUUUUCACAAUGGUUUUAGUAAUCAGUGAUUGUUAGUAUAAUUGUUGAUUAUGGGUGUUGAAUAGUAGAAGGCGUUGAAUAUAUAUAAUGUACAGUUGAUCCUACUAUGAAAACAUAGUUGAUAUUUCAGAUAUAUCUCUGAAAUAUUUUUUUAUUCUUGAAUAUUGAUAGUUCCUGAAAAAAAUAUCUAUUAAACACAAACUCUUAUGUUCUUAAAUUUAUGUAUAAAUCUCAUACAAAUGUUUGAAAUAAUGUUUCAUAUAAAUGGUGAACUAGAAAAUGUUAAGUUUUAAGAAAGGUAAUAAAAGGUAGGAGUUACAGAUCUAAUUGAUAUUUAUGGAGUGUUGUAUGUUUUAAAGAUAUCUUUGUAAAUUUCUAAAAAGUAUUUUUUACAAAAAUUAUUAAAAUGUGUCAAGAAUAUUUUUUUUUCUCCAUGUUGUAAAAUUAUUGUGCCUUUAUUACCUUUUUAUAUUUACUACAAAUUUCUUAGCUAUUUUAAAUUUAAAAUAAGUCCGUGCAUAUGAUUUGUGGAUGUGUUACUGUGAAUGACCGAAAUGGACAGUUAUUGACUUCCCCUGAAUGUUGACACUCACACUUUGGUAAAAUAUCUAUACUAGUCCAAAAUUUAUACUAGAUCUGGUUAAGUGCCACAGCCCGGCAUACAUUUGCCCAGUAUGCCCUACAUCAAUGUUUUUUUUAAGGUUAAAGGCCACUGUCCGGUAUACAUUUAACAGGUUCUCCGAACACUGAUGUUUCUCCUAAUCUAUCUUCAGCAGAUAUUAAAAUAUCAAAUAUAUUAAUAUCAACGAAUAAAUUAAUAUCAAAUUAUAUAUAACAAAUAUUUCAGACAUUCACCAAAGCAACUAUUCACAAAUUGGACAUUCUCCGGAUUUUCGUCAAUCACGGUAACAUAUUUAUAUAUAUAUAUAAGCCUGGAGAAUAUCUUACGAUUAUGGGCUUAUGACUAUUUCUUUCCUGUAGUUGUAAUUCUACAUUUGUUACAUUUAAUAACGAAAUGUAUACUUACUGCGCUAUGUUAAUGUACUUUCAUUAAUUUCUUACAUUUAUAAGUUUUGCAUUUUUAAAAUUUAGUUGUUUGCAUCCAGCUGGUUUAACAAGUGGACCAGAAUAACAGGCUUAAUUUUGCUAUACUCCAUAUGCAACAUGUUAAUUAAUGAUUGUAACUAUAAAAAAAAAAAUUGUAUAUCUUGAGUGUUUAACUGAAACCAUGAAAUUAGUGUAUAAAAAUCUGAUUAUUAAAUCAAGAUUUAUGUGAUAUUGUUGGGUAUUGCCAUUAGUAAUGGCCUUUAACUACUUUAAAUUAAGUAUUAGUAGUUUAUUUCCUAUCAUUUAUAAAUGGCAGUCUUAAUUAUUAAUUAAUUAUAAAUACCUCUUAUUUAUGAAUAGUAAUAAUUAUCUUUCAUUUAUGAUUAGUACUCUUGUUAAUGAUAAGUAGAAAUUACCUAUCAUGUAUGAUUGGUUUAUUAAUGAUUAGUAAUAAUUACCUAUCAUUUCUGAUUGAUAGUAAUUAUAAUAUAUGAUUUGUACUAUAAUUAUUGUUAAGUAACAAUUACAUGUCACUAGUAUUGUACAAUACUAAUGUCUAGUAUUGGUCUUAAAACGAAUGAUAAAUAGUACUUACCUCUUAUUUAUCAUUAGUACUAUAAUUAACGAUUAGUGUUCAUUACCUCUCUUUUAUAAUCAGUGCUCAUAUUAAUGGUUAGUAAUAAUUACCUUUCAUUUGUGUUUAGCACUCUUAUUAAGGAUUAGUUACUGUGACUGGAGGCAAAAUAUAAGGUAGGUUUAUCCAGACCCAAUAUAAAUAUAAUCUAUGCAAUUUACAUUGCUGCAGGGCUCAAAGUUGUCCUUAAUUUCCUUAAAAAAAAGAAAUUGUCCUUCAUUAUUAAACAUUUCAAUUUAUCUCCUGAUUUUUUUACGAUUUUUCCAUUUUUUUUGUUGAAGUUAACUGGAAGUAAGAAUAUAAUUUAUCUAAAAGAGAAUUUUAAAAACUUCGAAUUCAGAAAUUAUGUUAUAUGCCAUGAAACAAAGUAAAUAAUAAAAUGAAAGUACGUCUAGUACAAUAUUAAUCUACUUCCAGUAUUAGAGAGAAUUACCUUCGAUUUGAUGGCAUAAAAGCAUUCGAUGUGAGGAAAAUAUAUAAAAAGUUCUUACCUCACUAUUCCCUCCUCAUUACUAUAUCAUACUCUACUGUUUUUCACAAGAGAAUCCACGUAUUUUGCUACUACUUAAUGAUUUUUCAUAUUUAACUAUUUUCUCUCCUUUUUCAUAUCAAAAAAAUUUUUUACUUUAAAAAAUAUAAAUAAUAAUUAAAUUCUUUUUUCACUUAAGUUUAGGAACUACUAAAACUAUUACCAAUUGUAUAUCUCUGAAUCCAUGUUGGUAUUACAAAUUGCUCCCAUGAGAGAAUCAGCAACCUUAAAAUUGUUCUUCAUUUUAGAGGCAAUUUUGUCCUUCAUUUUAUAUUUUGGACUCCCAGCCCUGUUGGUGUACCAAGUUUAACCUUACUCAGUUACUCUUAUUAAUUUACUGCUUGCUUGAAUUGGCAAAUAAAAUAAAUGUAUAUAUUGAUGCUCGAUUUAUAAAAACAAAAAAUCAACGUAACACAAAAAAAAAAAUUAUAUUUUUAUUUAUAGACCCUAGAAGCAAUCAUUCAAAUUGUGCAAAACUAUAAAUGUUCCUUUUAGAUGGAUGCAUUAAGCAAUUUUAUCUGUGAUACUUUUAAUUUCCAGCAAGGUUUUCAUAACAGGAGAAAUUUUGUAUAUGUAUGUUGAUGUUGAAAGCAAUUGUGUAUUGUUUAAUAGAAGACCCUCAAUUCGAUGUUGAUUCAAUUCAUUUGAAAAAGAGCUUUGUUUGGGUGUCUUAUGUAAAUAAAUGAGAAAAUUUUAUUAUAAAUAAAAUAACUAAUGUGGAGCUUUUUUUUAGGUUACUUAUGAAAUUAAGAGUGUGUUUCACUUUUUGUACAAAUGUAUUACUAGUCUUAUGAAUAAAAUUUUUAUUUUGAUAAAA
This is a messenger RNA of Parasteatoda tepidariorum (common house spider), 7086 nucleotides long. Its product is annotated as unconventional myosin-Ie. NCBI's taxonomy places the organism in Eukaryota, Metazoa, Arthropoda, Arachnida, Araneae, Theridiidae. The record is from RefSeq and is a predicted model, not a curated record. Gene Ontology annotation, biological process: actin filament organization; endocytosis. Gene Ontology annotation, molecular function: microfilament motor activity; ATP binding; actin filament binding. Gene Ontology annotation, cellular component: plasma membrane; myosin complex; actin cytoskeleton.